AUGGACUAUCAAUCAAUCAUCUCCACAAUUGAGUACCCUAAAUGGGACCAUUCUAUUGAAGAUAUAAAAUCAAUCGGUGAACAGUUGAUCAAAGAAGAAACUCAAUUCCAUGACUAUGUAGCUACCAUCGAGAAUCCUACUAUGGAAAAUUUAUGGGAACCCUAUAUAGACCAUAUUCAAAAGAAUCAUGCACUUGAGAAUCAAAUAGAUUUCUAUAAAAAUGUCAGUACCGAUAAAGCCAUAAGAGAUGCAUCUAGUGAAAUCAGUGAAAAGAUGGAAAACAAUUCAAUUGAACAAGGUUUAAGAGUUGAUGUCUAUAACAAGUUUAAACAAUUCUAUGAAUCAGUUGAUCUCAAUAGUUUAGAUCAUGAAACGAAAAGACAUAUUGAGAAGACUAUGUUAGAUUACAAAAGAAAUGGUCUUGAUUUACCUGAUACUGAAAGGGAACAUUUCAAACAAUUACAAUUGAAGUUAUCGGAAUUAAGAAAGAAAUUUGAUAAGAAUUUAGGUGAACAAACUGAACAUUUAUUAUUCACUAAAGAAGAAUUAGAUGGUGUUCCUGAAGAUACAACUGAUACUUUCGAAAAAGUUGGGGAUAAACUUAAGAUGACUUAUAAGUAUCCUGAUCUUUUCCCUGUGUUAAGACAUGCUCAUAAUCAAGAUACUAGAAAACAAGCAUACCUUGGUAAUCAAUCUAAAUGUAAAGAAAAUGCUGAUAUUUUGAAACAAAUGAUUAGGAUAAGAUAUGAUAUUGCUAAAGCUUUAGGUUAUAAGACUUAUUCCCAAUAUGUUCUUGAAGAAAGAUUAGCUAAAAAUCAAGAGAAUGUUUUAAAUUUUUUGAAUGAUUUGAGAGACAAAUUCACUCCUAUGGCUAAGGAUGAACUUACUAGUUUAAUGAAAUUGAAAAAUGAAGAUUUAAAACUGAAAGGCUUUCCUGAACAAGAUGUUUUCUAUCAAUGGGAUAAUGCCUACUAUAGUAACAUUCUCUUAGAAAAUGAAUAUCAAGUUGAUCAUAACAAAAUCAAAGAAUAUUUCCCAUUAGAUUCUACUAUCAGUAAAAUGUUAGGGUUCUACGAAACCUUAUUUGAUUUGAAGUUCUAUAAAAUCACUGAUUUGAAAUCUGAUGAAACCUGGCAUGAUGAUGUUAAGAAAUUUGCUGUUUUCCAAGAUAUUCAAUCCGGAACCCCAAAGUUUAUGGGAUUUAUCUUCUUUGAUUUACAUCCAAGGGAUGGAAAAUACGGUCAUGCUGCUAGUUUCGGUUUAGGACCAGGGUACUUCGAUAAAAAUGGUAAAAGAUCUACUCCAUUCAACGUUUUAGUUUGUAAUUUCUCUAAGCCUACUGGUGAUAAACCAGCAUUGUUAAAACAUAGCGAAGUUCAAACAUUCUUCCAUGAAUUGGGCCAUGGAGUUCAUAGUAUUCUUUCUGAAACCAGAUAUGCCAAAUUCCAUGGUACAAGAGUUCCUAGAGACUUUGUUGAAGCUCCAUCCCAAAUGUUAGAAUUCUGGAUUUGGAGUAAAAAUGAAUUGAAAUCUUUAUCCAAACAUUAUCUUACAGGAGAACCUAUUAAUGAUGAAUUGAUCGACCAAUUGAUCAAAUCAAAAAAUGUUAAUAAUGGAUUGGGUGUUGUAAGACAAUUACAUUUUGGAUUAUUCGAUAUGAAAGUUCAUACUAUUGAUAAUGAAGAUGAUUUAAAUAUGGAUCUUGAUGAAGUAUGGAAUAACAUGAGGAGUGAAAUCACUUUAAAUUCAACUGGAGAUUCUAAAACUUCAGGUUAUGCAUCCUUUGGACAUAUAGCUCAUGGUUAUCAAUCAGGCUACUAUGGAUACCUUUAUUCCAAGGUUUUUGCUACUGAUAUGUUCUAUACAUUGUUCAAAGAAGAUCCAAUGAACGUUACCAAUGGAUUAAGAUAUAGAGAUAUAAUUCUUAAAAGAGGUAAUUCUAAAGAUAUGAUGGAUAACUUGAUUGAAUUAUUAGGAAGAGAACCAAAUACUGAUAAUUUCAUGAAAGAUUUGUUGGAAUAG
This is a messenger RNA of Yamadazyma jaroonii, 2022 nucleotides long. The record is from the annotation of a GenBank genome assembly. NCBI's taxonomy places the organism in Eukaryota, Fungi, Ascomycota, Pichiomycetes, Serinales, Debaryomycetaceae.